Molecule: messenger RNA, 432 nt
Organism: Nezara viridula (southern green stink bug)
Lineage: Eukaryota; Metazoa; Arthropoda; Insecta; Hemiptera; Pentatomidae
Source: the annotation of a GenBank genome assembly
AUGCCAUCAAAUGCCGGAGUUACAUUCUUCAUUCCUGAAAAUUCUCCUAAAUUAUGGGCAGACUCUGCCAAAAAUUUAGGAUUCCGUUAUAGUUGUUGCGACCGUUCCAUCUGGAUUGCAGUCAUGUCUUGGAGAUCUCCAGAGGACCUUAUCGUCGGCGACAUCGCAGGGACAUACCCCGCUCUCUUCGUACUCCGUGGGAACCAGGAACAAGUGGAAGCCCGCUAUCGUGGUCACCCAGAUCCCGUGACCUCACGCCUCCGGAGUUUUUCUUCCCUGGUAGCUCACAAAGAGCAAAUCUGUGUCGCUAGCGUUGACCUCAUCUCAAGGUGGCUUCAUUUAGAAAGACAUAUCACAAAUGUGGAACCUGUUUUCCCGUCUCCCAUGGUUCUCAAACAUAUGGAUGCAGCUCCUUUUGUCACAUUCAAUUGA